Molecule: messenger RNA, 510 nt
Organism: Lolium rigidum
Lineage: Eukaryota; Viridiplantae; Streptophyta; Magnoliopsida; Poales; Poaceae
Product: BAG family molecular chaperone regulator 3-like
Exons: 2
Coding region: 1-510 (169 amino acids)
Molecular function (GO): protein binding
Source: RefSeq, a predicted model, not a curated record
AUGAUGAAGCUGAGGUGCCCCAACCCCAAGAGGCUGUUCAGGAGGAGGUCCUCCAAGGGCAGCAGCACCGGUAGCGCUAGCAGCGAGGACGGCAGCGAUGCCGGUGGUCUCAUCCACGGCGGCGGUGGCAGCGGGGAGAUCGAGUGGGAGGUGCGCCCAGGUGGCAUGCUGGUCCAGAGGAGGGACGUGAGGGGGGACGUAGAAGUGAUUACCAUCAGGGUGGCCACCGGGUUCUCCUCCUGGCAUGAGGUGUCCAUUGGAGCCACCUGCACUUUUGGAGAGCUGAAGGUGAUACUGUCCAUGAUGACAGGGUUGGAGCCCAGGGAGCAGAGGCUGCUGUUCAGGGGCAAGGAGAGGGAAGACGGCGACCACCUCCACAUGGUCGGGGUGAGGGACAAUGACAAGGUGCUGCUUCUCGAGGACCCUGCCCUCAAGGACAUGAAGCUCCGGGCGGCCGCGCUCGCGGCCCAGGCCAUGCAGACCCCGUAUCAGACUUCUAUCCGGGUGUAG